AUGGGUCUAAUUUUUCCAUAUGGUGGCCAAAAACCAAGCGGCACAACAAAACCUAAACCAGGCGGCCCUAAGCCAGGCGGCACAACAAAACCUAAACCAGGUAGCCCAAAUCCAGACGGCACAACAAAGCCUAAACUAGGUGAACCAAAUCCAGGCAGCACAACAAAACCUAAAGCGGGUAGCCCAAAUCCAGGCGGCACAACAAAACCUAAACCAGGCGACAUAACAAAGCCUAAACAGUUGGCCCAAAUCCAGGCCGCACAACAAAGCCUAAAGCGGCUGGCUAAAAAUCCAGGCGGCACAACAAAGGCUAAAGCGGCUGGCCCAAAUCCAGGCUGCACAACAAAGCCUAAAGCAGUUGGUCCAAAUCCAGGCGGCACAACAAAACCUAAAGCAGUUGGUCCCAAUCCAGGCCGCACAACAAAACCUAAAGUAGGUGGCCCAAAUCCGGGCGGCACAACAAAGCCUAAAAUUAUAAAAAUUCACCACCGCCACCUAAAUCCAGGCAGCACAACAAAACCUAAACCAGGUGGCCCUAAGCCAGGCGGCACAACAAAACCUAAACCAGGUGGCCCAAAGCCAGGCGGCACAACAAAGCCUAAGGCGGGUAGCCCAAAUCAAGGCGGCACAACAAAGCCUAAACCAGGUGGCCCAAAACCAGGCGGCACAACAAAGCCUAAACCAGGUGGCCCUAAACCAGGCGGCACAACAAAACCUAAACCAGGCGGCCCUAAGCCAGGUGGCACAACAAAACCUAAACCAGGUGGCCCAAUCCAGGCGGCACAACAAAGCCUAAACCAGUGGCCCAAUCCAGGCGGCACAACAAAGCCUAAACCAGUUGGCCCAAAUCCAGAUGGCACAACAAAGCCUAAAACGGGUAGCCCAAAUCCAGGCGGCACAACAAAGCCUAAACCAGGUGAACCAAAUCCAGGCAGCACAACAAAACCUAAAGCGGGUAGCCCAAAUCCAGGCGGCACAAUAAAACCUAAACCAGGUGGCUCAAAAACAGGCGGCACAACAAAGCCUAAAGUAGGUGGCCAAAAUCCAGGCGGCACAACAAAGCCUAAACAGUUGGCCCAAAUCCAGGCGGCACAACAAAACCUUAAGCGGUGGCUCAAAUUCAGGCGACACAACAAAGCCUAA
This is a messenger RNA of Mercenaria mercenaria, 1143 nucleotides long. Its product is annotated as translation initiation factor IF-2-like. The record is from RefSeq and is a predicted model, not a curated record. Bases 1 to 1143 code for a protein of 380 amino acids. The transcript has 4 exons. Lineage: Eukaryota; Metazoa; Mollusca; Bivalvia; Venerida; Veneridae.